CCGUCCGGCCGGGCCAUGGACGCGCGCCCCGAAGGCCCCGACGCGGAAUCCGGGUCGGACCCACGAGACGCGCGGGAGCCCGGGCGCCCUGGGAGCGUGCGGCAGCCGGAGCCGGGCCCGGGAGCACCUGCUCUGCGGCGGGACGCAGGUCGGCGGCCGCCCCCGAUGGCGCCGGGCCCCGCAGAUCCCGGCCCGGAGCUGCCCCAGACGCCUCCGGAGGCGGCCCCAGAGCCCCCCGGCCUCCAGCCAGGGCCGCGCGGGGAGUCCGCGGGCUUCCCCCAGGCCCGACGGGAGCUCGACUCGGAGCCGGCCCCCGGGUCUCCGCGACACCAGCCGGGGCUGGGCCCCCCGGAGCCUCACCCGGAGCCCCCGCCCCCCGGCUCCCCGCGGGGUCAGCGCGAGCCGAGCCGGCCGGCCCCGGCCACGCGCACGGGGAGCAGCGACCUCGGGGCGAAGAAGCGGACAGGCCCUGCCGCCCACGCCGCGGCGUCGAAGAAGCUGAAGGAGGUGGAGGCGGCCCUUGUAAUCCCCAAGGGAAAGCCCCAGUCGGGGCGGCUGUGGAAGGACGGCUCCAAGAAGAGGUUCUCCCAGAUGGUACAGAGCAAGCCCCUGCGUACAUCCUGGCAGCAGAAGAUGAAGGAACGGCAGGAGAGGAAGCUGGCCAAGGACCUCGCCCGGCAUUUAGAGGAGGAGAAGGAGAAACGCCAGCAGGAGAAGAAACAGCGCCGGGCUGAGAACCUGAAACGCCGCCUGGAGAAUGAGCGGAGGGCAGAGGUUGUCCAAGUGAUCCGAAACCCCGCCAAGCUCAAGCGGGCAAAGAAGAAACAGCUUCGCUCCAUUCAGAAGAGGGAUACGCUGGCGCUGCUGCAGAAACAGCCGUCCCAGCAGCCAGCAGCCAAGAUUUGAGCUCAGGACAACCCAGAAGUCUCCUGUGACCAACCGCUAUGUCAGACUCGGCACUUGCCGGGCCAGUGGUCACACGCCUCUGUGGGAUGUGGUACUCCAACACUAGUGCCACCCUCCUCCACCCCAGAGAGGCUAUAGGCCUUUGAGGGCUCUCAAGCCCUAGGAAGCCAGGAGCCUGGCAGAACUAGAGGAGGGAACAGGUUCAGCCCACCCCUGCCUCCUUCCUCUUUCAUCAAGUGCCUUACAACCACAAAGAGUCAGUUCUCUGGUUCCUUGGGAGCUGACAGCUGGAGGGUGACUCUUCAAAAUGUGUAUUUCUGUCUCAAGGUCACAGGUUCGCCCCUGACCAGGAGACUGCAGUCAGGAACCAGUUCCCCUUGCACCAUCCCAGAGGCUGCCUUGGGCAUCUCUGCAGCCCACUGACCCUGUCACCCAGCUGUUGGAACCCGGUUUCCCCGAGUUUUCAACAUGGAAGGGUGAAGGAGGUUGCGGGGAAUGACGUUCCCCGCCCCCCCCAGCGCGCUCUCACCUCUCUUGGACUGUGAGAAGGCUACCUGGGCAUCUGAUUCACUCAGACCAUUCAGUCUGUAAUAAAAAUAUUUAUUGAACACCCAUUGUGUACAGGCACAAUUCUAGGUAUGGGGAAUACAGACAGAGGCCCCUGCCCACAAAGGGGCAUUUUUCAUUCUGAUGGAAAAAAACCUAAUAAACAAGGAAAUAGUAUUGUGUA
Canis lupus familiaris (dog) is the source of this 1636-nucleotide messenger RNA. It is a transcript of the gene CCDC86, whose product is annotated as coiled-coil domain containing 86. The transcript is spliced from 4 exons. The record is from RefSeq and is a predicted model, not a curated record. Lineage: Eukaryota; Metazoa; Chordata; Mammalia; Carnivora; Canidae. Bases 16 to 906 code for a protein of 296 amino acids. Gene Ontology annotation, cellular component: nucleolus.